This is a messenger RNA of Scomber scombrus (Atlantic mackerel), 2021 nucleotides long. RefSeq names its product copine-9-like. The transcript is spliced from 23 exons. Gene Ontology annotation, biological process: cellular response to calcium ion. Gene Ontology annotation, cellular component: plasma membrane. NCBI's taxonomy places the organism in Eukaryota, Metazoa, Chordata, Actinopteri, Scombriformes, Scombridae. Bases 1 to 1728 code for a protein of 575 amino acids. The record is from RefSeq and is a predicted model, not a curated record. Gene Ontology annotation, molecular function: calcium-dependent phospholipid binding.
AUGGCAUCAAUAGGGGAAUUCGACCCUCUCAACACCCGAGUCCCUGCAACUAAAAUAGAAGUUACCGUAUCAUGCAGGAAUCUACUGGAUGUGGAUACAUUCUCCAAGUCAGAUCCGGUGGCCGUGCUGUAUUUGCAGGGUGUGGGAACCAAAGAGUGGAGGGAGUUUGGCAGGACAGAAGUAAUCGAUAACACUCGGAAUCCAGAUUUUGUCAGGAAGUUUGUCCUGGAUUUCUUCUUUGAAGAAAAACAAAAUCUAAGGUUUGAUGUGUACAAUGUGGACUCCAGAAGCUGUAACAUUUCCAAAUACGACUUUCUGGGCCAGACCUUCUGUACCCUUGGAGAAAUCAUCGGUUCCACUGGAGGACACCUGGAGAGGAGUCUCUCGAUAGGGUGGUUCUUGUUAAAAAAACGUUCCACGAAAGGACGUCCAUCAGUUUCUGGCGGUGGGAUUCCAGGGAAGAAGUGCGGAGUCAUUAACUUCACUGCAGAAGAGCUCAGUAACUGCAGGGAUAUUGCUACCAUGCAGUUGUGUGCCAACAAGCUGGACAAGAAAGACUUUUUUGGCAAGUCAGACCCCUUCCUGGUUUUCUACCGGAGUAACGAAGAUGGAACGUUCACCAUCUGCCACAAGACAGAGGUGAUCAAGAACACACUGAACCCAGUUUGGCAGCCCUUCACCAUCCCCGUUAGAGCUCUCUGCAACGGCGACUAUGACAGGACCGUGAAGGUAGACGUCUUUGACUGGGAUCGAGAUGGAAGCCAUGACUUCAUUGGCGAGUUCACCACCAGCUACAGAGAGCUGUCUCGGGGGCAGAACCAGUUCAAUGUCUACGAGGUUUUAAAUCCCAAGAAGAAAGGCAAAAAGAAGAAAUACAUCAAUUCUGGGACUGUAACUCUGCUGUCCUUCAAAGUGGAGUCCGAGUACACCUUUGUGGAUUUCAUCCGAGGAGGAACACAGCUGAACUUCACAGUGGCUAUAGACUUCACAGCGUCCAAUGGUAACCCAUCUCAGCCCACCUCCCUCCACUAUAUGAGUCCCUACCAGAUGAAUGCAUAUGCCAUGGCCCUGAAAGCAGUGGGUGAGAUUAUCCAGGACUACGACAGUGACAAGCUCUUCCCUGCCUACGGCUUCGGAGCUAAGCUGCCCCCUGAUGGCAAAAUCUCCCACGCGUUCCCACUGGGCAGUGACAAAGAAGAUCCAAACUGUGUGGGUAUAGAGGGGGUUCUGGAGGCCUACUUCGAGAGCCUGAGGACAGUACAGCUGUACGGACCCACCAACUUCGCACCUGUUAUCAACAAAGUGGCAAACUGCGCAGCAGAGAUUACAGAUGGCUCUCAGUACUUUGUCCUGUUGAUGAUCACAGAUGGAGUGAUAUCCGACAUGGUCCAGACCAAAGAGGCUGUGGUCAAUGCAGCAUCACUCCCACUGUCCAUAAUCAUCGUAGGUGUUGGGCCUGCUGAGUUUGAUGCUAUGGAGGAGCUGGAUGGAGACGAGGUGAGAGUAUCCUCCAGAGGACGUCUUGCUGAGAGAGACAUUGUACAGUUUGUUCCAUUUAGAGAAUAUGUGGAUAGAUCUGGCAACCAGGUCCUCAGCAUGGCCCGGCUGGCUAAAGAUGUCCUCGCCGAGAUCCCCGACCAGCUGCUGUCUUUCAUGAAGAGCCGAGGAAUUGAACCGCGGCCGGCCCUGUCCAACUCUCCGCUACCGCAGCUGCACCAGCAUAUCUGACCCCGACACAGCGGUCACUCAUAUCUCCGCCUCUAUCUCCACCUUUCCGCUUAACCACGCUCACCUCCCCGCACGGUUAUUUUUCACUCAUAAAAAGGAGCAGCCUUUCAACCUGCGACUUGCCCUCUCCUCUCUUAUCGCCGGCAAAAGUUAAACAGGCACAUCACAGCGGAGCAGCGGGCGCUCAUCCCUGACUUUCCUCUCUAACUCACCCUGUUAUGUACCAUUACUUUUCAUUUACUGUAUGAACGAACAGUGAGACUGAACCAUGACCGACCCCUCUCCUCCCCGCU